AUGGCAUCAACACGUUCAGAGAAGAUCAAAGAGCUGAAGAUGAAUGAGGAUAUAUAUGCAAAUUCAGGAAUUACAGACAACACAUCAACUCAUUCAGACAACAGCCAUGAUUAUGAGGACAUCUAUGACAAUGAAGAUGAUGUCCCAGAGACGAGUGUGACCAGAAGCCGUAAAGGAACUAGGACCUCAGUUUCCAGAGUCAAUACGGUAGAAAGAAGAUACUACAGACUGGCUGCAGUGUGUCUGGGGCUGCUGUGUGUUCUCCUGCUGACUGCCAUCACAGUGCUGUGGAUCAAGUUCAUCAACCUGACUGCAGAGAGAGACCAGUUACAGACCAAUAAUGAGAACAUGGCAAAUGAGAUGGGCCAAUUACAGAAAGAAAAGGAAACGCUUCAGAAGAAUUUGGCAGAAUUAGAGCAAGAAAAGAAAACUUCCAGUUUCUACUACAUCUCUACUGAGAAGAAGAGCUGGAGUGAGAGCAGAAAGUUCUGCAGAGAGAGAGGAGCAGACCUGGUGAUCAUAAACAGCAGAAAGGAACAGGAGUUCAUCAGUGAAGCAAUUGGCAGCUCUGAAGCUUGGAUUGGUCUGACGGACAUGGAGAAAGAAGGGGUCUGGAAAUGGGUGGACAACUCAAGACUGACCACUGAGUUCUGGGGGACACAGGAACCCAAUGAUUAUGAAGGAAAAGAGGACUGUGCUGUAACUGGAUAUAAAUAUCCUGGAUCUGAACGUUUAUCAUCCUGGGCUGAUUAUUCCUGUAAUUAUCCUGUAGCUGGAAUCUGUGAGAAAAGGAUUUAG
Molecule: messenger RNA, 798 nt
Organism: Pygocentrus nattereri (red-bellied piranha)
Lineage: Eukaryota; Metazoa; Chordata; Actinopteri; Characiformes; Serrasalmidae
Product: CD209 antigen-like protein E
Exons: 5
Coding region: 1-798 (265 amino acids)
Source: RefSeq, a predicted model, not a curated record